Messenger RNA from Meloidogyne enterolobii, 1047 nucleotides. Lineage: Eukaryota; Metazoa; Nematoda; Chromadorea; Rhabditida; Meloidogynidae. The record is from the annotation of a GenBank genome assembly.
ACAAUGGAGGAGGAAGAGGAAAUGUCAGCCGAUCCUCUAGAUACUUCAGAAACGUCCACAGAUUCUUCCAAAUCUUUAACAAGCUCUUCAAGACCAUCAAUGGACACAAUAGAAUCUUCAAUAGAAAUCGAGGCCUCUACAACUAAAUCUGAGGAAUGUGACAAGAAAAUUGUUCAAAUGACAAAUGGGGGAUUAAUUGGCAAUUACAAAGUGGUGAGACGACUUGGGGAAGGUUCAAGUGGUUGCGGGGUCGUCUAUCAAGUAAAAGCAAAUAAUAAACACUACGCAAUGAAAGUUGAACGCUUGGAUAUGGACAAAACUGAUCAACUUUUGGGAAUAGAAGCUCAUGUUCUCAAGCGUCUGCAGUCCUCCCCUUACACUGUUCAGUUCAUUCAGUGUGGAACUUGUCAAAGCCUUCGUGUGCUCAUUAUGGGAUUGCUAGGCCCUUCUAUAGAUGAAUUACGGAAGCAAGAAAUCAAAGAAAGAUUCAAUAUGGGGACUGUGUUGAGGAUUGGCUUUCAUGCUUUGCAGGCAGUCGCAUUUGUUCAUUGUUCAUAUUUUGUCCAUCGAGAUAUCAAGCCCAGCAAUUUUGCUAUUGGAGUAAACAACUCCAGACGAAUCUAUCUAUUCGAUUUUGGACUUUCUAGAGCACUUAAAAAGCGUGGCGAUAUGGAAUUGCGUACAAUGAGGGAGGAUGUUUCAUUCCGAGGAACUUCAGGAUAUUGCAGCUUGAACGUACACAACAGAAAGGAACAUGGAAGGCACGACGAUCUAUGGUCAAUCUUCUACAUGCUUGCAGAAUUGAAAACUGGCGAUCUUCCAUGGAUGGGAAGAUCUCGAAACAAAACAAAAAUUUUAAAGGCGAAAUUAAUGGAUUUUGAGUAUAUGCAUGGAUGUCCAGUCGCUUUCUCAACAAUUAUGAAUUAUUUGCGCACUUUGGAUUACCACAAAAGACCCGAUUAUAUCGGAAUUGAACAAGCAUUUUUUGGAAUGAUGGCGGCAAGGGAAGUAAAUUGGAAUCAACCUUUGGAUUGGGAAGUUGAUUAG